CGUAUGUUUAUGUAUACUUAUAUUUAAGUAAUAGAAUAACGGAAGUGCGGUAUUUCAAUGGUAGUGGGUUUAACAGUAGACGUAUAACAAUUUUAUAUUUUAGAUGAUCAUAUUUAUUAUAGAUUAUAUUUCAAGAUUUUCUUAAUACAUUUCAAUAUACCCACAAUUUCUGUUCAAUUCCGAUCUUUGAUUAACAGCUAUGCAAGAAAAAUCAUGCUCACAUCGUGAUGACCUCACCAGUGGAGUUGACAUCGAAUCGCAGAUCGCGUAGGUACGCACCGUUAUGGCUGAGCUUUUCAUCAUCGGACAACUGUGUAGUGCCGAGCGGUUUCCUUCCAAGAGUUUAUUUUGCAAAUGGAGCAUUCACGCCGGUACUAACUGGAAAAUAAUAUCCGGUCACAAAGAAGGACAAACCCAAGUGGAUUCGCCGGCUUACGAUAAUCGCACCUGGUGGUGUCACCCGAUUGACAUUCACUUUGCGUCCAAAGGAAUACAAGGCUGGCCUAAAUUUCACGUGCAAAUUUACCAUUACGACAGUUACGGACGUAGCGAAAUUUACGGAUACGGAUUUUGUUACGUGCCGACUACACCGGGAAAGCACACCGUAGAUUGCCACACUUGGCGGCCGAUCGGUAAUCUUAGGGACGAAUUCCGACGGUUCUUCCUCGGUGGCGGCGCCCAGCUGAAAUCGCCGGAUUUCGUAUACUGUGGCACGGACCGGUAUCGGUUACAUACCGAGUCACUAGGAACGGUGCGUUUCCGGUUGAACGUGAUUGCCCGGAACUUUCGACGGUACGGAGUGGAACUGUAAACGAUGACCAGAAGUUGGCGCAUGGC
Messenger RNA from Rhopalosiphum maidis (corn leaf aphid), 837 nucleotides. RefSeq names its product B9 domain-containing protein 2-like. The transcript has 4 exons. Gene Ontology annotation, cellular component: MKS complex. The record is from RefSeq and is a predicted model, not a curated record. The coding region runs from base 284 to 811 and encodes 175 amino acids. Lineage: Eukaryota; Metazoa; Arthropoda; Insecta; Hemiptera; Aphididae. Gene Ontology annotation, biological process: cilium assembly.